Acaulospora morrowiae is the source of this 336-nucleotide messenger RNA. Lineage: Eukaryota; Fungi; Glomeromycota; Glomeromycetes; Diversisporales; Acaulosporaceae. The record is from the annotation of a GenBank genome assembly.
AUGACUGCCACCAACAAAAGUAGCUCGGCGAAGGUCUCAAAAAAACCGGUGCAAAAAAAAAAAUACAUAAUCGAUGCUUCGGCUCCUUCUCGCGAUAAGAUUUUUGACUCAGGGGCCUUUGAAAAAUUUCUUCAUGAUCGAGUAAAAAUUAACGGUCGCACUGGUCAAUUGGGUGACGUCGUUAACAUAACCCGUAGCGAAGAUCAUAAGAUUACCAUUAUCACCAGCUCUCAUGUUUUCUCAAAGAGAUACAUGAAAUAUCUUACCAAGAAGUUCAUGAAGAAACAUCGUAUUCGAGAUUGGCUACGCGUUGUCGCUACUGACUCGGUACUUUAA